Messenger RNA from Moesziomyces aphidis, 801 nucleotides. NCBI's taxonomy places the organism in Eukaryota, Fungi, Basidiomycota, Ustilaginomycetes, Ustilaginales, Ustilaginaceae. The record is from the annotation of a GenBank genome assembly.
AUGGCGACGACUACGGCAGUCACCGCAGUGAGCGAGGCUACGGCUGUGAUUUUGGGAGCAACUGGAGCCGUUGGAACGCCUCUUCUGGGGCAGCUGGUGAGCGACUCGUCGCCCUACACCCGCGUAGUCUCAUUCGCGCGACGCGAGCAUCCGGCACCGCCAUCCUCGAGCAAGGUCAAGUUCGAAGAGGUGGUGGUGGACUUUGAAAAGCUGUUCCAGAAGGAUGCCUCUGAACAAGCCAAGUUUGCCGGAGUCAAAGCUGAUGCCGUGUUCAUCACCAUGGGAACUACACGUGCUGCAGCCGGAUCGGGCGCCGCAUUCGAAAAGAUCGAUCGAGGCUACGUUCUUGCUGCAGCCAAAGCACUGCACGACCCCAAGCACCCGGCUACGAUGGUCUACUGCUCGAGUGGGCAGGCAAGUAGUGCAUCUCGAUUCCCCUACCUCAAAAGCAAAGGUUUGACCGAAGAAGGUCUGGCAAGCAUGUAUGCAAAGACGAUCAUCAUGCGUCCUGGAUUCCUGCAAAACGCCCAGAGAAAGGAAUCGAGGGUGUUUGAGAAACUCUCGCAGCCUUUCUUCAACCUCGGCGCAAAGAUCUCGGACAGCCUCCAGGCGGAUGUCAAGGACGUUGCUGCUGCCAUGAUCAAAGCGGCUCAACUUGGACCCGAGAAGCUAAACGACCAGGUUCUCGCCACGCCGCUCCCAAACAACUUUCGCCUCGAACCAGAGGCCGCGGGACACCAAAUCGCCAUCGUCCUCAACAACCAUAUCCUCCAACUCACCCGCCCCGCACAGUCUUCCUGA